UAUGCAGAUGAUUAUUUCACAAGCGUCACAAAAAUUCCGCUGAGAUAAGGAAAAGUUACAAAUUCACAUUCAUGGCGUGUCAACAAUUACUGAUAUUCAUCUGUUUAACAGGAACUGUGCAGCUGUGUUGUCCUGAUGGCUGGAGAAAGGGAAAGAACUCCUGUUACUAUAUAGGUACAUCUUUAAAGACCUGGGUGGAAGCAUCUGGUAUUUGUCAAGCUUUCCACAGCGAACUAGUUGUGAUCAAUGACGCCGAAGAAAACUCUCUUCUUAAGGAGAUAAUCACCAAUAUCAAAGGUGCAUUUUCUACGAACUUUUGGAUGGAUGGUUCUGAUCAAAUCACGGAAGGACUAUGGGUCUGGGCAUCAACGAUGGAAACAAUAAGGUACACAAACUGGGAACAAGGUGAACCCAACAACUACAUUGGAAUUGCUGAGGACUGUCUGGAGCUCUAUCUGUCUAAUUUCAAGUGGAACGAUAUACGCUGUACACACGCCAACCAUUUUAUAUGCGAAAAAGAACUCUCAACACAAGAUCCAGUAGGAGAACUUGUUGGAGGAAGAUAAAUGGCAGUUAAAUUUAUUCAGGAAAACAAUGCAAUAAAUUAUUUGUGAUCUU
This is a messenger RNA of Magallana angulata, 618 nucleotides long. RefSeq names its product perlucin-like. Gene Ontology annotation, molecular function: signaling receptor activity. Lineage: Eukaryota; Metazoa; Mollusca; Bivalvia; Ostreida; Ostreidae. The record is from RefSeq and is a predicted model, not a curated record. The coding region runs from base 72 to 566 and encodes 164 amino acids. The transcript is spliced from 5 exons.